AUGGCACAAACAUCGAGUACAUCUACAGAUCCAAGCAUUAGAGCAAUCUUAGAUGCAAUACAGAAGCAGAAUGAACGUCAUGAGAGCAACAUGGCAGAAAUACAAAGAAUGCUUAAAGUUGCUAAUGAUGAGAACUAUAAACGAGCAAAAGAAAUUGAGACGUUAGGGAAAAGUCUAGCCUCUCUACGAAUAGCAGGCAGCCUAGCAACCUCAGACUUCAGCGGAAUGCCCACAGAAGACGAGAGUACACUCUCAGCUGAAACCGUUAGAACCACGUCACGCAGAAAAAUCACACCUAAAAACGUACCAGUACCCAGAGAAACAAGCGAUGGAUCAGAAGAAGACGAAGGAUUACCUCAACCAGAGCAAUCCGAAAGUCCUAGACAUCCAGCCAAGUUGUCUAUACAAUUUAUUCCAGUCCUAAAAGGCAGGGACGAUAUUGGAAUUGAAGGCUUCAUAAAAAAGGUCAGGAAAGCCAGAG
Molecule: messenger RNA, 481 nt
Organism: Megalopta genalis
Lineage: Eukaryota; Metazoa; Arthropoda; Insecta; Hymenoptera; Halictidae
Source: RefSeq, a predicted model, not a curated record